AUGAAUAAAAAUUAGAUUCUUAAUAAAAAAUAUGUAAUAUGCUAUGGUGGUCAAUUGAAAUAUUACAAAAAGAAGUCUAAAAGAUUAGCAAAUAAAACAGAAGAUUAUAGCGAUUAAGUUUCUUAACCCUUACCUCCAAUACUAUAGGCUGCUAGAAUCAAUACAUAAUUAGAAAAUAUUAAUAUCAAAUACAGAAGCAAGCCUCAUUCUUAUUACACUACCUCGACUCCUAAUAAUAAAAAUACAUCAUUACCACUUCUUAAAAUAUUACCAAAUGAUAAUCAAGAAUAAAUUAAACAAAAAAUCAAUUCAUGCUUUCUUUCAUCAAAUUAAGCAAAAGUUAUUAUCAAAAAUGAUUUUCUUAAACAAAAUAUGAUUGGAUAUAGUAAAGUGAGCACUAUUAUGAUUAUUUGA
Messenger RNA from Paramecium sonneborni, 414 nucleotides. NCBI's taxonomy places the organism in Eukaryota, Ciliophora, Oligohymenophorea, Peniculida, Parameciidae. The record is from the annotation of a GenBank genome assembly.